UAGUUUUACCGUCACAACACUGGCAACUCAGUUAUUUUCCGCAGCUGUUGGUGGACGUACGUUGUUGUGUUCCGCAUACUCGAAUUUUAGAGAUAAUAUUUGGCGGUCCCAGGAUUUUAAUAAAGUAAAAUAAACUAGGACAAAAUGGCUCUCGGAGGAGGAAUGUCGUGUGUGAAAUACCUGCUGUUUUGCUUCAACCUUUUGUUCGCGAUCACGGGUAUGAUCAUAUUGAUCGUGGGCGCCAAGGCCAUGAUCAGUCUCUCUCCCUACAUCGACCUGACGGGAGAGAACUUCUACACUAGCGGACCGGUGGUACUGAUCAUCGUCGGAGUGAUCGUCUUCAUCGUCGCCUUCUUCGGAUGCUGCGGCGCCGUCAAGGAGAACCACUGCAUGAUCAUCACGUUCUCAAUAUUCCUGCUGGUCAUCUUCGUGGCUGAGCUGGCUGUGGGCAUCGCGGGCUACGUGAAGCACCAGGACCUGGAGAACUCCAUCAUCCGCAACCUGAACGCCACCAUCAAGGACUACCCCACCAACCCUGACGUCAAGAACAGCUUCGAUAUCAUCCAGACUGACCUGAAAUGCUGCGGCAUCUACGGUCCAGGCGACUGGAAAAACAACAGCAUGCCCAUCCCUGACAGCUGCUGCUCGGCUCAAGAGAUCAAGGGCGACGUGGUGGCGGCCUGCAAGCCCGAGAACGUCUACCAGGAGGGUUGCUACAAGAACGUCGUGUCUUUCCUCAACAGCAUCGCGGCCGUGCUUGGCGGAGUCGGCCUGGGCAUCGCCGCUGUGCAGCUCUUGGGAGUGAUAUUCGCGUGCUGCCUGGCGCGCUCCAUCCGCAGCCAGUACGAGACGGUGUAAGCCGCACGUUCCCAACUCUCGGUGUCUAUUUACGUAUCAAUCAGUGUCUAUUCCAACUACAGAUAUUUUGUGAUUUAAGUACAUGUAAUUAUUAAGUAAUACUGUAUUACGGAAUAAUUUAUUAUUUUUUAUUAAUGUUGAUUUUCAGAUUUUUAUAUUAAUUUUCUACUACAAUAUUUACUAUGAAAUGGUUUAUCCAUUCAAUGAUUUUUAUACGUAGUUUUUUAUAAUGAUUCCAUUUUUCUCUUAGCCAAUCUCAUAUUUAUUAUUCUUAUCUUCCAGAAUCGAUGCUCUGUUUGAAAGACGUAGGCCUGUAGUUUUGUUUGAGUGGAAAGCACUACGCACGGACCCUUUACAAUUUUCACAACCGUCAAGUGUGCUCAGUGUAGAAGACUGAUUUUCGAAUAGAAAUGGUUGGAUGCAAAAACCAAAAUCAUCUCCAAUUUUGUUACCUUUAUAUUGUAUUUUAACUCGAUUUUAUUAGACAAUUAAAAUGUAAUCUUCGUACUUCAUAUUAGCCGAGUAGCGCUAGUGCACAUAGUAUAGAGCCAAAGUUCAAUUUAGUUGCAGGCAAACUUAAAACGAUAGUAUCGUAUGGAUCUCUAUUCAACUUAAAGCGAACUUUGGAUGUGUGUUUCGGUCCCAAAUGUUUGUAGGUAUUAUAUUUAUAAUAAAAAUUGGCA
Messenger RNA from Ostrinia furnacalis (Asian corn borer), 1541 nucleotides. RefSeq names its product CD63 antigen. Gene Ontology annotation, cellular component: plasma membrane. NCBI's taxonomy places the organism in Eukaryota, Metazoa, Arthropoda, Insecta, Lepidoptera, Crambidae. The record is from RefSeq and is a predicted model, not a curated record. The transcript has 6 exons. Bases 145 to 858 code for a protein of 237 amino acids.